AUGCGUGCUGCAUUUGCCCUGACCGGCCUCCUGGCAGCAGCGCCUGCCUUGGCUGCUACUAAGGGCCGCCUCSGAUUUGCCCUUGGCACGAAGAACCCUGAUGGAACUUGCAAAUACAAGGACGACUAUAUGAAGGACUUUGACGCCAUCAAUGCCGAUUCUGGCUCGACCAUUGUUCGUGGAUACGCUGCGUCAGACUGCAAUGCUGCCAAAGAGAUUCUCCCGGCCGCGAAGGAAAAGGGUUUCCAGGUUGUGCUUGGAGUCUGGCCAGAUACCGAAGAGUCAUUUGCAGCAGAUAAGAAGGCCCUCACCACGUACGUGCCGCAAUACAAAGAUCAGGUAUACGCUAUCACGGUUGGAUCAGAGUCCCUUUACCGUGGUAAUUUUACUGGAGAGGAGCUUUUGGACAAGAUCAUGGACGUGAAGAAGGCGCUUGGGGGAGAAAUAAAAAUAGGAACAGCGGACUCAUGGAAUCGCUUUGCUGAUGGAACUGCGGACGCUGUCAUCAAGGGCGGCGUUGACAUUCUCUUCGCCAAUGGGUUCUCGUACUGGCAGGGUGCAGCCGCCGGCAAGGAUGCUGUCAGCACAUACUUUGAAGACAUGCAGCAGGCGCUCGCACACAUCCAGAAGUUGUCUGGUGGUCUUGACAAGAUUGAGUUCUGGAACGGCGAGACCGGCUGGCCAACUGAUGGAGGUUCCGAUUACGAGGCCGCAAAAGCUGGUACCGACAACGCGAAGCAGUUUUACGACGAAGCUGUUUGUGGUCUUUUGGACUGGGGCGUCAACGCAUUUUACUUCGAGGCCUUCGAUGAGCCAUGGAAGCCAGAAUCCGUUGGUGACAAUGGUGUCGCCAAGAUUGAGACUACUUGGGGCGCCAUGACAGCCGUGAGUUUCUUCGAAGGAGGCCAAGCCGCGAACACUACUGACUAG
Molecule: messenger RNA, 930 nt
Organism: Ramularia collo-cygni
Lineage: Eukaryota; Fungi; Ascomycota; Dothideomycetes; Mycosphaerellales; Mycosphaerellaceae
Product: probable BGL2 Endo-beta-1,3-glucanase of the cell wall
Exons: 5
Coding region: 1-930 (309 amino acids)
Biological process (GO): cell wall organization; carbohydrate metabolic process
Cellular component (GO): extracellular region; cell surface; fungal-type cell wall
Molecular function (GO): 1,3-beta-glucanosyltransferase activity; glucan endo-1,3-beta-D-glucosidase activity
Source: RefSeq, a predicted model, not a curated record